GCGACCAGAUUGGUUCCAUCGCAGCAAAUCGCAACCAUCAGGACUAGGACUGCGAGAGAAGUUUGGUGAAUCCAUUCUCUCACUAAAUCCUGAAUAUCGCCCUGCGUCGGAGGUUCUUUUUGGGAGUCAUGGCAUCCUCUACCUAUUGCAACACCCGGCAGAUCCGGCACCAACACAACGAGCAACAUCAAUUUUUACAGCAGCAUCAACAAUCCGCUUCUUCUUCCCACUGUCUUCCAAAAGCGAACGCAGCAGCCUCUCCAGUGAUGUCAAGAAAUACUUCGAUAGUGGACGAAAACGCCAUUGUCAACGAUUACAGACCGCCGGGUAUAAUCUCGUCGCCUUAUCACCCCCUCAAUGACAACGAAAACAACAAGAAAUGCGAGGCUGCUUCCACUUCAAACAAAAAAGUGCAAUGGGUCUACAACCCCAUCGACGGGAGUGUUCUGCACGACCACAAUGGRAACCCACUGAGCGUGGAUAGAUUGCUCGCUACAAAACCCCUCAGGCACGAACUUUCGACCCGCCCCGGGCCGGGAAACAAAAAGCUGACCUACAUUAGCGGGGACGACGUCAGCAGGACGCUGAACGACAUCUUUGGCUUUGACGGCUGGGAUCUGGACAUCAAGGACGUAUCGAAGGUGGACUCCGAAAGAGAUCCUAAAACGGGGAAGCACACCAUUGUGUACACGGCCCAGGUCCGAUUGACCCACAGGGSGUCCGGGGCCUACAAGGAAGACUGCGGGGCAGGGGAUUCGACCGAUCGAUCCUAUGCCACGGCGACCGCUCACGCGCUGAAGGCAAGCAUCACGGAUGCGAUGAAGCGGGCGGCUCGCCAUUUCGGGGACAAGCUGGGAAACUGUGAGURCAGARAGAUUYUGUUGUUGUUUGUUUCGUUUCCUGGUGGGGUUCGUGCAUUGGCAUCGAUUUGCUCUGUGUGUUUUACUUUAUGUGAUGGUGACGCUUGAUCGUUCUGGAUCCAUGUCUCGUUGGCAUCUAAUUACGUUUGUAUCUCAACCACACAAAACGCAAYWCAUUGCAACAGCGCUCUAUUCCGGGAACUUUAGCAUCAACAAGGCUCCGGUCUCGCUGAAGGAUGCACUCGACAAGUACGACAUUCAUAGAUGCAACACCAAGUUUGGAUUUCAGCGGUCCAACAAAAAGCCCAGUUCGUCAGUGGCCAACACAAAGGCAGUCGAUGCUUCACAUAUACCCAUGCCUCCUCCUCCGGCUCAACAGAAUGUGCAGCAGCAGCAACAACAACAAAAUAUGCACCAAAGAUAUCCCCCUGCUUCGAUUGUUUCAAACGAAAAAUCUGGAGUUGGAAAGCAAGAAGAGAGCAGUCUUGCUCACCAACAUCAACACCACAAUGAGCGAAACUCGCACCGGCCUCAGAAUUGCCACCAUACCCAUCCCAAUGCUCCGAGUAUUGCCGRGCCGUCCGAUGGUCCUCCUCCUCAGCAACAGCAAAGGACGAGCAUCAGUACUCUAUCCUUUGGUGCUCCAGCAAACUCCAAUUCCGAGACAAAUAUACYUGCCCAACAAUACCAACUCCAAACGCASCGACAGCAACAUCCACCCCAGAAAWCAUUUCGAGCAAAUACUAAUGCUCCAAACGUUUCGGGGAYUUCGAACGGUCCUCGGCCGCCGCAGCAGAGCAGAAACCCCAAUUUUCCGUCUUCYAACGGACCCGCACAACCAGAAUCUCGUUUCACACCGGAAUCGACGAAUUCGGCAACCGCUUUGGAUCGACCAUCCUCRUCGUAUGGGCGGCGCCCCGCCCUCGGAUCCAUUUCYUCUUCCACCACGAGUGCGGCAACAACAGGCCAAUCUUUCGAUACCAACAACAAUCAUARCGACAAGAACAGWAGUAACGACGUUCGCAGGGUGUCCUUGGGCAAUCAACACCCGCAGCACAUGCGCCAAUCGAUGCCAGCGCAAAACCACCAUUCAAACGCGAGCAUAACAAAUAAUGUUCCUGCGAUUAGCCAAACACCAUCGGCCUGUAGCGGUGGYGGCAACCAUAACCACUACAAUAAACCACRGCACAAACGGCCUCCUCUCGGGAACAUAGUACCGAAUCCCGAAUUUGCCCCAAAGCGCCCAAAGCCACAGCACCACAAUCCCUACCAACAACCCUACAACAGUGGAAGAAAAUCCAUCUAGAAUGGGUAACAAAGUGUUGCAUUGGCACCGCGUUCGUAAUGCAUCUGGAAGAUGCCAAAGUUCCACUCCCAACCUUGGCUUCUUACACAGUGCUUCCCGCAAGUUCUGCCCGUUGAUUUUGCAUGACGAAGGCAGGCUCCCAAAUGAAAAAAUUAAAUAUGGGUUGAUCUCUUAGCGUCUCCGAAAACGCUGUUGCCAUUUCCUUUGUAGCACUCUUCAUUUGUUAGACGAACUUAUACGACCAAAAAUGCUAACAAUGGGUCUCAGAGAGCACUAUGAUUUUAMACGGAUCCUAAACACAAAAUUGGAGCGAUUCAAACCAUUUUUUGGAACUGAAAYCAACACCAAGAUUUUCACCCAAAUGCAAACGGGGUGCAUUCGUUAUGAUGUAGUGCACUUCUCGAAGACUUCUGAAAAUUACUUUUUGUKACAUUCGUAUUGCAUUCGACGGAAUAAUGGUACCAUAUAGUGAAAGGAGUCUUGGUGAACAAAAAUACUUAUCAACG
This is a messenger RNA of Pseudo-nitzschia multistriata, 2672 nucleotides long. NCBI's taxonomy places the organism in Eukaryota, Bacillariophyta, Bacillariophyceae, Bacillariales, Bacillariaceae. The record is from the annotation of a GenBank genome assembly.